AUGUUCGCGAUUUACGGUAUAUUAGAUGAAGAACCCAAACGAGUGUCUGGUGUACAACCACGUGAUACGUCAAUCGAUCCUAAACGUUAUGUAUCUUUGGCACUGAAGAAAGAUCAAAUAUAUUUGUAUAAAACGAACCUGGAUGCUAAUGAUAUACGAAAAAUGCUUGAAAUUCAACUGAAUGCUGAUCAGUCAUUAUUAUCAAAAUCUGAAUUAAGUGGUAUUAUAGCCGCUGUAUGGAAUUGUGCAUUCAUAGGAAAAUCAUCGUCUCAUCGCUUAGGUCAAAUAUUUUAUGAUUGCAUUUUAUGGUCAUCAAGAAUGCAUGAGUUUCAUUGUAGUAUUAUAAGUAAGUAUGUUGAACAAAUUAUUCAGUAUGAUCAAAAACGGAUCUCGUCAGAAAAAAUUAAUUCAUAUAAUUAUCGAAGACUAAUUCGUUGUAUUUUAUCUAAUUCAACGAAGCAAUUUCGAAAUAUAAAUGGACGUUCUUCGGUAAAAAUAAAUAUAUUUAGAUUUUUGUUUAAUACAUUACUUCGUAUAGAAGCUGAAUAUUUGAUUGCAUACGAUAUUGAAAUGGCAUUUUAUGCAUAUCAAGAGUAUGCCCAGUUGAAGAAAAUGUCUCUAGUGGAUAUUCUUAAAUUUCAAAUACUUCUCGCAGACAGUAAUAGUGAUACAAAAAAACGGAUACUGUUAGGUACUUUAAUUAAAUGGAUAGAAGAUGACACGUAG
Molecule: messenger RNA, 726 nt
Organism: Didymodactylos carnosus
Lineage: Eukaryota; Metazoa; Rotifera; Eurotatoria; Philodinida; Philodinidae
Source: the annotation of a GenBank genome assembly